Penicillium robsamsonii is the source of this 1461-nucleotide messenger RNA. RefSeq names its product Alcohol acetyltransferase. The record is from RefSeq and is a predicted model, not a curated record. The transcript has 2 exons. The coding region runs from base 1 to 1461 and encodes 486 amino acids. Lineage: Eukaryota; Fungi; Ascomycota; Eurotiomycetes; Eurotiales; Aspergillaceae. Gene Ontology annotation, molecular function: N-acetyltransferase activity.
AUGUCGCAACCCACUAAGUUCAUGAGGCUUGCGAGUCCUAAUGAACGCCGUACAAUUAGUCGCGAAGAUGUCGGCUUUUACAACGCGCUUGUCAUAGCAGGAGUUUAUGAGAUUGCGAGUGAAAAUAUAGACGUUAAUUCUAUCCAAUCAUUUCUUGCUCCUUUGAGACACUGCAUCGAGAAAUACCCACACCUAAGCGUGGUCGUUAAGGACAAGCAUACCGACAAGCCAGCAUACGAAGCUGUUUCGAGUAUUGAUCUUCACAAUCAUGUGUCUAUAAUCCACGAAGACGAAGCUAGCAGCAAUGACGAGACGGCAACAAUUGAAAAGAUCAUGCCAGCCAUACUUGACCGGCCAUGGCCUGCUGAUAUCCCACCUUGGCGAAUCGUGGUCCUCCCUCUGCUGUCACCGCAAGACUCCAAAGUGAAACGAUGCUUUGUCGCCUUAGCGUUCUCCCAUACUCUCGGAGACGGCAUGGUUGGAGUUGCCUUCCAUCGCACUUUUCUAGAUGCAUGGCGCCAGCCUACUGACGCGGAGGAGAAAGCCUCUUUCUUAGUGACUCCGCCAAAUCAAACGCUCCCAGCACCCUUUGACACACCCGAAAGGCUCCCCAUAUCUUGGAAGUUCCUCCUUGGGCCGUUGGUAGCAGUUUACUUGCCAAAAUUUGUGAACACAAUUCUUGGGCUCCGCGCAUCUGCUAGCACGCUAGAUGCCGGUACUUGGAUUGGGUCACCGAUGUUCUUCGAUCCGGCAGCUGUCAUCCAGAGCAGAGUAAGAAUCAUUGAGAUUGAAGCCCCACUCGUCCAAAAGGCCCUACAGGCAUCAAGAAGUCAUGGCACCAAGCUCACGGGAACGGUGCACCAGAUGAUUGUUCGGGGGCUAAGUAAGGCCAUUCCUAGCCUUGAAGUAACCAAUUUUGUCUCAGGGACACCUGUUGAUAUGCGAGCGUCUAUCGGAACGCCUGGUCUCACAUGGGGUCUUUUCGUGUCUGGCCUAUAUGAGGUACAUCCACGGGUACCGAAUGUGACGGAUCCUGCUUUGUCCGAGGAGAUGUGGGAAGCCGCGAGGUCGAUGACGCAAAAGCUCGCUGAAUGCGGGGCGAGGCUGCAGGACCAAGCAAUUGGCCUGCUGAGAUAUGUCCCCAGUAUCAGAAAUUGGACGUUGAGUAAAGUUGGACAGCAGCGGGACUCCUCGUACGAACUGAGCAAUUUGCUUGCCUUUGAUAACAUGGACGACGGUGCAGAUCAAAAGUGCAAGGUCGUCAAGAUGGUGUUCUCGCAGCCUGGCAAUGUUACUAGUGCGCCACUUGCUUUCAACAUGAUCAGUGUCAAAGGUGGGAGCUUGGUGUGCACGGUGAGUUGGCAAGCUGGAGCCUUGGGUGUACCGGUAGAGGAGGAAAUAUCAUUGGUUGAUAAUAUAUGUUCGUCGAUUCGAGCGGACUUGGAAGCCUUGAGGGAUUGA